Oppiella nova is the source of this 1338-nucleotide messenger RNA. Lineage: Eukaryota; Metazoa; Arthropoda; Arachnida; Sarcoptiformes; Oppiidae. The record is from the annotation of a GenBank genome assembly.
AUGUUGGACUUAAUAAAGGACAGGGAGGGCAUUGAUAAGCCAUUCCAUGCCGAACCCUAUUUAUAUAACCUGGUUUCAAAUAUACACUUGGCGGCUAUGUAUAGCAACAAGGUGAAACUAAGCGAGUCCGAGAUGGAAAAGUUUAAAUUCGUGUCGUACGCAUUUUCAUCUGACCUUGGUGACCGCAUAUUUCGCUACGAAUUUGUGCCAUACAUGAAAUAUUUUAUGGCCAACCCUUUCGACAUGUACCGCAAGUAUUUCGCUGAACUCCACGAGUUUUCCGCAAAUCAUUUCCAACGACACACCGAAACCUACGACAAGGAAAACAGACGUAAUUUCUGUGACUUACUGAUCGGCGCCAAACACGAGGCCGAGGCUAAUGAAAAGGUCUCGGCUCAGCACCUGACCGAUAUUAACAUGGCCACCACCUUGCUGGAUAUAUUUCUAACUAGCGUUGAUGUGACCCACAUGCUUUUAUGGAUAAUCCUAUUGGUGGCCUAUUACCCGGAUGUUCAGCAAAAGAUACGUGAUGAAAUCCGCAGUGAGCUAGGUGAUCGACCCGUAACCGGCGAUGACAGACACAAAUUGCAUUACACUAUGGCCUAUGUCUACGAGGUAUUUAGAUAUAGAAACUCAGCUCCGAUUGGUUUCUUUCAUAAAACAUUAAAGGACUGUAAAUUAGGCAAAUUUUCACUACCAAAAGAUACCUGUGUAGUAGUGCACCAGUACUCUAUAUUAAUGGAUGAUAAUUACUGGGAUAAGCCUGAUGAGUUUAAUCCUGGUCGAUUUUUGGAUGACCAGGAUAAAUUGAUUGCCGUAAAACCCGCAGCUUUUAUACCAUUUGGUUACGGCCGUCGUGUAUGUAUUGGCGAGCAAAUGGCAUAUAAUAAUUUGUUUGUGACCCUGUGUUGUACUCACCUUGUAUUUCGUAACUACAAAAAACACUGGAACCUUGAACUGAUAAAACUAUACAAAAUAUACGGUCCAGUGUUUACUAUUUGGAUAGGACCAUGGCCAUUUGUCAUCGUAUGCGACCUGGACAUUGCCAAAGAGGCAUUUAGCAAGGUUGAUUUCUCUGGUCGACCACCUAACGAUAAGCACACUGAGAUCGCGUUCGCCGAUUACGGCAAGACAUGGGAGGCCUUACGAAAGGUGGGCCACAGCGCCGUUAGAAAAUACGCCAAAUCUGUUGAAGUGUCGCAUUUGGUCAAUGAGACCGUGGCUGAGGUUUUGGACGCAAUUAAGGACAGGGAGGGCAUCGAUAAGCCCUUCCCGGCUGAGCCCUAUUCUUUCCAUCUGUUUGCUAACAUACAUAUGUCCGCUGUAUUCAGUCAAAAG